Eucalyptus grandis is the source of this 1836-nucleotide messenger RNA. RefSeq names its product protein trichome birefringence-like 23. Lineage: Eukaryota; Viridiplantae; Streptophyta; Magnoliopsida; Myrtales; Myrtaceae. The record is from RefSeq and is a predicted model, not a curated record. The transcript has 3 exons. Gene Ontology annotation, cellular component: Golgi apparatus. Gene Ontology annotation, molecular function: O-acetyltransferase activity. The coding region runs from base 274 to 1569 and encodes 431 amino acids.
AUCCUGUCGGUCGGUCGCUGGCUCACGUUAAACCUUUCUGGCUUAGGCCGAAUGAUUCAGCAAUCACAGCUGGAUUCGCGGGGAGUAAUUACUGCUUUGUGCGAUCUUGGGUUUUUCUCGAGUUAAGCUGGCUCUUUCCCCAUGUGGAGCCCCAUCCAUCUAAGUACUUAGCCUCGGAAGUAAAUGAUGUUUUUCUUUAUCUCUGCUCGCGAGAGGGGCGGCCAAGAACUCAGACCCCAUCCCGGGAGCUAGCAGAAGCGGCGAGAAGGGAAGAUGAAGGCGAACUGGAGACUGCCGUCGCGUGGCAAGCACGGUCAUCUGGCGGUGAAGCUGGCGGUGUCGAUUCUCUUGGUGGGUCUCGCGUUUCGGCUCCUCUACUCGAGAUCCGAGGAGCUGCCGCCCGGUGUGGGGAACCCAGUUGCCGAAAGAUCGGAGGUGGCACGGCCGGCCGAAUCAGAUGACGUCUCGCCUCAGUUCGACUCGACGGGCGCGGAGGAUGAAAAUGCUGGCGACGAUGAAUGUGAUCUUUUCUCUGGGGAUUGGAUUCCAGAUCGGUCUGGUCCGGUUUAUACCAAUCAGAGUUGCCCCUUGAUCGAGAGUCACCAAAACUGUAUGGGGAAUGGGAGGCCGGAUAAUGGGUAUAUGUACUGGAGGUGGAAACCGAGAAACUGCGAAUUGCCACAAUUCAAUGGGCGGAGGUUUCUCGAGUUAAUGAGGAACAAGGCAUGGGCGUUGAUUGGCGAUUCAAUUUCUCGUAACCAUGUGCAGUCUUUGCUAUGCAUGCUCUCAACUGUAGAACAACCAAUACACGUCUUCCAUGAUGAAGAAUACAAAUCGAGAGGGUGGCGCUUCCCCUCCUACAACUUCAACAUCUCAGUCAUCUGGACUCCGUUCCUCGUAAAAGCAGCAAUUUUCGAGGACUUCAAUGGCGUCUCCACAUCGCCUGUUGAGCUUCAUCUGGACAAACUUGAUACAAACUGGACUAGUUUGUAUCCAAACUUGGAUUACAUGAUAAUAUCAACGGGGAAGUGGUUUCUCAAGACCGCAAUAUACUAUGAGAAUGGUCGAGCCGUGGGCUGCCAUAACUGUAAGAAAGAAGACAUUUCCGAGAAGGGAUUCGAGUUUGCCUACAGGAGGACCCUGCAUAACGUGGUGAACUUCAUAGCAAAAUCUAAGCACAAAGGUCUGAUAUUUUUUCGCACAUCCACACCAGAUCAUUUUGAGAAUGGGGAGUGGCAUAAUGGUGGGACCUGUCGAAGAACGGCUCCUGUCAAAGAAGGUGAGAUCGAAUUGAAGGACCUGAACCGAAUUCUCCGUGACAUCGAACUCAGCGAGUAUGAGAAGGCAUCAGCCAUAGCUGCUAAAAAUGGCGUGAAUCUAAAGCUUCUCGACUUCACUAAACUCUUGCUGACGAGGCCCGAUGGGCAUCCGGGUCCUUACCGGGAGUUUCAACCAUUUGCGAAGGACCAGAACGCCAAAGUCCAGAACGACUGCUUGCACUGGUGCUUGCCGGGGCCUAUCGACAGUUGGAACGAUGUAAUAAUGGAAAUUGUGGCGAGCGCGAGUUGAAUCAGAGUAGCAAAACCUGAGAUUGAAUAGAUAAAAUUGGUGAGGUUGUAAACGCAUGCAACAGGGCGAUGCACGCUCCUCAGCAGGAGUUUGCAGUCCGUGUAUGUAUUGCAAUGGUUGUGAAUAUGCUUACUUCCUUCUUCAGCUCUCCCAUUUUGCUCAGGUAUUACACAGACCAUAUGGCCAGUCAAGGUAUUAAUUAGUCUGAAUGUACAAAAGAGAGCAUCUUCUCUGAAGUUAAACGGAAACGAUGUCGUAUUGGCAAAA